Molecule: messenger RNA, 1752 nt
Organism: Rhineura floridana
Lineage: Eukaryota; Metazoa; Chordata; Lepidosauria; Squamata; Rhineuridae
Gene: SERPINI1
Product: serpin family I member 1
Exons: 9
Coding region: 230-1462 (410 amino acids)
Biological process (GO): negative regulation of endopeptidase activity
Molecular function (GO): serine-type endopeptidase inhibitor activity
Source: RefSeq, a predicted model, not a curated record
AGAGGGGGCGGGUAAAGGAAAACUAUUCCAGGCGCUGUAAAACGCAAGAGAAACAAUCCCUGGAGGCGGUGUUCGCGCUUGCUGCUGCUGUGCUUUCAGCUCCGGCAAAAAGAGCAGUCCUGUUGUGGAGCUAACCGGUGGGUGCAUCCACAUUUUCAGCAUCUGCAUUUACCGCAUCAUCAUCACUCACUCAACGGGGUUUCGGGCAGAUCUGAAACUUUCUCCCAACAUGCUUCUCCUCGGCCUCCUGUCUCUGCUUGUUUUGCAAAGUGAAGCCUUCAGCACCAGUUUUCCAGAUGAAACCAUUGCAGAGUUUUCAGUGAAUGUUUACAAUCAGCUGAGAACUGCAGGGGAAGAUGAAAACAUUAUUUUCUCCCCACUGGGAAUAUCAAUUGCCGUGGGAAUGGUGGAACUCGGAGCCCAUGGUUCUACCUUGAAAGAAAUCAGACACGCCAUGGGAUAUGAAGGUUUGAAAAAUGGUGAAGAAUUUUCAUUCUUAAAGGACCUUUCUGACAUGGCAAAUGCUGAAGAUAGCCAGUACGUGAUGAAGCUUGCCAAUUCCCUCUAUGUGCAGAACGGAUAUCACAUCAGUGAGAAGUUCUUGCAGCUGAUGAAAAAAUACUUUAAAGCUGACGUAGAAGACGUAGAUUUCAGUCAAAACAUAGCAGUCGCCAGCCACAUCAAUAGAUGGGUGGAGAAUCAUACGAACAACAUGAUCAAAGAUUUUGUGUCGGCGCGGGAUUUUGGCGCUCUUACUCACUUGGCCCUCAUCAAUGCAAUCUACUUUAAGGGAAAUUGGAAGUCUCAGUUCAGGCCAGAAAACACAAGAACAUUCUCAUUCACUAAAGAUGAUGAAAGCGAGGUGCAAAUUCCAAUGAUGUAUCAGCAGGGAGAAUUUUAUUAUGGGGAAUUCAGCGAUGGCUCCAAUGAAGCAGGGGGCAUCUAUCAAGUCCUGGAAAUACCCUAUGAGGGGGAUGAAAUUAGUAUGAUGAUUGUCCUUUCCAGGCAGGAAGUUCCAUUAGCCACACUGGAACCUCUGGUCAAAGCCCAGUUGAUUGAGGAAUGGGCAAGCUCUGUGAAGAAGCAGAAGGUGGAGGUGUAUCUACCAAGGUUCACAAUAGAACAGGAAAUUGAUCUGAAGGAUGUUUUGAAGGGCCUUGGGAUUACAGAAGUGUUUAGCCGAAGCGCUGAUCUCACUGCCAUGUCUGACAACAAAGAACUCCACCUUUCAAAAGCCGUUCACAAGUCCAUCUUUGAAGUUAAUGAAGAGGGUUCCGAAGCUGCUGCUGCCUCAGGAAUGAUAGCCAUUAGCAGGAUGGCAGUGCUGUAUCCCCAGGUUAUCGUGGAUCAUCCCUUUUUCUUUGUGGUCAGGAACAGAAGAACAGGUACCAUCAUUUUCAUGGGGAGAGUUAUGCACCCAGAAGUGAUGAAUACAAGUGCCCAUGACUUUGAAGAACUUUAAUAUCCCUACAGGCUCACCAAGCCCAAAUACACACACACACAAAGAAAAAUAAGCACACUGAGUUUGCAGUUGAUGUAUUUAAGAUUUAUCAUGUGGUUUGUUUGUUUUUUGCAUUGUUACCUUUGAGACACAGUUUAAAGGAAAGAAAAAAGAAAAAAGCUUCCAGAUCUAACUUCAGCUAGAAAUUGCAGACCACGGUUGUGGAAGAAAAACUUUCAGUAUUAAAGUAAUGUUGUCCUUGUGAUUGUUGGUUCUCUAAAAUAAAAACUGUAUCCAUGUCAGUGGCCGCA